This is a messenger RNA of Anopheles marshallii, 1481 nucleotides long. RefSeq names its product MTOR-associated protein MEAK7. The record is from RefSeq and is a predicted model, not a curated record. Lineage: Eukaryota; Metazoa; Arthropoda; Insecta; Diptera; Culicidae. Bases 1 to 1380 code for a protein of 459 amino acids. The transcript is spliced from 7 exons.
AUGGGCAACUCUAGUACAAAGCUGGCAGAAAAAUGUUCCCUGCUGGCCAAGAGUGAAGUGCCGGUGGUGGCAAGCUCCUUUAAGCUAGUCAGCAAAAACUCGGAACGCAUCAAGGAGGAUGAUCUCAUGAAAUUCUGGGGCUCACAGAUGGAUCCCCGGUUGGCACAAUAUAUCACCAACUUCCUGUUCGGACCGCUCGGUGCCCGGUCACCGGUGGUCGAAUUUCAACGGUUUGCCGAACUGUACGUCUACUGCGUGCGUGGCACCAUCGACGAACGCAUCAACGUGCUGCUGUGCAGUCUCGGCCAGCAACCCGAAUCGGAAUCGACCGAAAUUGCUUAUCCGCUUAUCAAAGAGUACGUGGAGGCGGUCGUCAGCAGCUACAUGAGAGCGAUUCGGCUAGAAGGUGGACCACAGUUCAAAUCGUGGGAAUCGCGUGGUUUCCGCGUCGUUAAGGACUGCAUUCAGAAGCUGGCCGAAAGCUUAGCGUACGAUGUGGUACAGCAGGGCACACAGAAGGUAACGCGGGCCGAUGCGGAACGAUGGUUACAUAAAAACCCAACCUUCCUGAAGAUGCUGGAACACGUGUUUUCCCACCUGUACCAUUACCGCAACGUGAAGAACACAUCGGAGGCGGAUGGAAAUGCGCGCAAAAGUAUCAUCCCGCAGGAGGCGCUCCAAUCGAUGUUGCCAUACUGCGAGGGCCUCCAGUACGUACCGGACUAUCCGGCCUUUACCGAUUUGUCGCAGAUGCUGUUUAUCAACUCGAACCUGCCCGGAACGCAGCAAAACAAAUGGCGCUUUCUGUUUUCAUCGCAAAUACAUGGUGAAAGCUUUUCAACCUUGCUAGGUCGCAUUAUGGAUCAAGGAUCUACGGUAGUGAUUGUGGAGGAUGCGAACGGUUACAUCUUCGGUGGCUAUGCAACGGAAUCGUGGGCCCUCAGUCCCAACUAUGUCGGCAACGAAAACUCGUUUCUCUUUACGCUUCGGCCAAAGAUGCGAUGCUUCCCUAGUACCGGCUAUAACGAUCACUAUCAAUAUCUGAAUCUUCACCAACAGACGAUGCCAAAUGGAAUGGGUAUGGGAGGACAGCACAGCUAUUGGGGAUUGUGGCUGGACAGCGAGUACGGUGUGGGCGAGUGUUCCGAGUCCUGCACGACGUACAAAGGCUAUUUUCAGCUAAGCGCCACCAAGAAGUUUGAAAUCAGAAAUGUUGAGGUUUGGGGCGUCGGUGAUAAACCGGUGAAGGAAGAUGAAGCGGAGGACGAAAAGUCGGGCGCUCGUUCCGUGCUGGAUGGUAAUGCGGACAGUAAGGCGAUUCUGAAGAUGAGCGGACGGGAACAGUACUCGGACGGCUACCGGGAGGAGCCAAAGGAUUAAAAAUUGCGUAAGCACGCCAGAAAGCAGAAGUGUUUCGUGCUGGGCCGCUCGAUGGAGAUCAACUUGGUGGAUGUAACGGAUACAUUCAAUUUCAACUUUUU